Molecule: messenger RNA, 839 nt
Organism: Colletes gigas
Lineage: Eukaryota; Metazoa; Arthropoda; Insecta; Hymenoptera; Colletidae
Gene: Vha26
Product: V-type proton ATPase subunit E
Exons: 5
Coding region: 141-821 (226 amino acids)
Biological process (GO): proton transmembrane transport
Cellular component (GO): proton-transporting two-sector ATPase complex, catalytic domain
Molecular function (GO): proton-transporting ATPase activity, rotational mechanism
Source: RefSeq, a predicted model, not a curated record
GUCAUAUGAUCGUCAUUAACAGAAGACCUUUUCGUUAGUAGGCGUUGACUCUUCGAAAAAUUGGAUUCAAACGUUACAGACUCCGAAAAUAAUUUUAAAAAUCUUUAUUAAAAAGAAUCAACAACUUCUAAAGCUUCAAAAUGGCACUGAGCGAUGCGGAUGUACAAAAACAGAUUAAACAUAUGAUGGCCUUUAUUGAACAAGAGGCCAAUGAAAAGGCAGAGGAAAUAGAUGCUAAAGCGGAAGAAGAAUUUAAUAUCGAAAAAGGUCGCUUGGUUCAGCAGCAAAGGCUUAAAAUCAUGGAAUACUAUGAGAAGAAAGAGAAACAAGUUGAACUUCAAAAGAAAAUUCAAUCGUCAAAUAUGUUAAAUCAGGCUCGCUUAAAAGUCCUGAAGGUCAGAGAAGACCAUGUGCGCAAUGUACUUGAUGAAGCUAGAAUGAAAUUAGGAGAAGUAACACGAGAUUCUGUACAGUAUAGAGAAAUUUUGAAAUUAUUAAUUUUGCAAGGCUUGUGUCAGUUGACGGAAGGCCAAGCUACUGUUCGUGUUCGUCAAGUAGAUCUUCCUUUAGUAGAAGCCCUUGUUGAUUCCGUUCAAGAUACAUAUAAACAAUUAACUAAUAAGGAUAUCAUAAUUAAAAUCGAUCAAGACAAUUUCCUUCCUCCUAACAGUUGUGGCGGCGUUGACUUAUUUGCAGGAAGAGGACGCAUAAAAGUCAGCAACGCUUUGGAAACGAGAUUAGAAUUAAUAGCACAACUAUUAGUACCGAAAAUACGCGGAGCUCUCUUUGGAGGCAACCCCAAUCGCAAGUUCACCGAUUAAACAAAAAUUCCUUUCUCA